Molecule: messenger RNA, 384 nt
Organism: Aureococcus anophagefferens
Lineage: Eukaryota; Pelagophyceae; Pelagomonadales; Pelagomonadaceae
Exons: 2
Source: RefSeq, a predicted model, not a curated record
UGCAAGCUCUGCGCUGCGGGAAAAUUCGCCAGCGAGACCACGGCCACGACGUGCGAAUUGUGCCCGUACAAUACCUAUUCCAACGCGCCCGCCGCGGAGGUCUGCACGGGUUGCCCGGCCGGCAGGAUCUCUGGACUCGGGCAGCGAUUCUGCUCGAACUGCCUCCCCGGCGAACGCGAAAACGGCACGUUCAGUCCACUGGGGUUGUUUUGCGAGGUCUGUCAGCCUGGCUAUUUUACGGCCGAUUCGAUCGAAUGUCGCCCCUGCCCCGCGGGCGAAUUCUCGGACAAGCCCUUCAGCACGGCCUGCGAGGCGUGCGCGCCGGGCCGUCGACAGCCCGCGGCCGGGCAAAAGCAGUGCGAGCGCUGCCCGGCGUCGACGUAU